AUGACCCCAGGGUUUGAAGCAGCAGUGGCCACGGCAGUGGUGGCAGUUGUUUGGAAGGAGGGGGCACUCGGGAGGGGCAGCAGGAGGUGCCAGAAGCUGCCUCCCCCAGCCCAGCACAGACAGUGGCGUCUCUGGGGCUGUGGAUGCUGUAGACAGCUCCUUGGACGGACAGACAGUGGAACACUUGGCCUAGCCAUGGGGUUCAGUGGGGGACAGUUCUGGCUGUUGAUGCCGCCGCCGCUGCUGCUGCUGACUGGUCUCCAUUCCGGGACAUGCCUGGAGCACAUCAGCUAUGUGCCCCGGCUCUCAAAUGCCACCCUGGCAGGGAAGCUCACGCAGUCCACCUUCACCCUGGAGCAGCCGCAGGGUCAGUUCAGUCACCUAAACAUCUCCGACUUUGAUGCCAUCUGGCUGGUGGUGGCCCACAGCAACGCCACCCAGAACUUCGCUGCCCCACAGAGGUUGAAGGAUUCUCCUGCCCCUGCUGACCUACCCCGGAAAGGCUACUACCUCACACUGAGGGCCAACCGGGCACUCUACCCAGGUGACCAGGCCAGCAACCAGCUCCAAGUCCUCCGCGUGGGCAACGACACCCGCUGCUCCCCAACCACAAAGGGCUGCAACCACCCUCUCCCCGGCCCAGGCCCCUACCGGGUGAAGUUCUUGGUGCUGAGUGAGGACAGGGGACUUCUGGCUGAGACAGAGUGGUCUGGUGAGACUCGCCUGCAGCAAGCUGAGGUACUCCAGGCAGCCCCAGGGCCGCAGACGGCAAGCACUGUGGUCAUCAUCGCCUUCCUGUCAGUCUUGCUGGCUGUGCUGCUCACCGCCCUCCUGGCCCUGCUCAUCUACACCUGCUUGGACACCUGUGGGAGCAUCACCAUUUCUGGCCCCGAGGAGUCGGUGCACGUGAGAAGAUACAACACUCACCACAUGUUCAGCCCUCCAGCCGUGGGGGCCCCCAUCCGCCCCUCAGCCUUGCCCUUAGUCCAGGCUGCAGAGCCUGGGAUGGGAGACGUGCCGCAACCUGCUUCUCAAGUGUCCUCUCCCCUGGCUGUCUCUGACUGGGCAUCGCGGAAGCUGCUCAUGACAAACACACCAGCCCCACAGCCAAACCUCGAGCUGCCCCCAGCCUCACUCCUCCUCCUUGUUCCCUGUUCCUCUGGCACCCAGGCCGAAUGCUGGGAACAGACCCAGACCACACUCUUUCCCUGA
Messenger RNA from Trichechus manatus latirostris (Florida manatee), 1212 nucleotides. Its product is annotated as uroplakin-3b-like protein 1. Lineage: Eukaryota; Metazoa; Chordata; Mammalia; Sirenia; Trichechidae. The record is from RefSeq and is a predicted model, not a curated record. The coding region runs from base 1 to 1212 and encodes 403 amino acids. The transcript is spliced from 8 exons. Gene Ontology annotation, cellular component: membrane.